CAGAUGAGAGUCGACGCAGGUCACAGUGUUUCUGGCCCGCGAACCAAAGGCAAGUGAUAAAACGCUACUGGUCUCCUUACUGGCUGGUGGCGCGAUAAAGGCUCCUCGGGAUUGGCUGUGAUAGGGCCAAGCUCUUCCCCGUGCCUCGUGACCUCUCGGUAUCUCCUCUGAUUUACCCUCCCUCAGCACGCGUCCCUCCCCGCUAUCACUGUGGGAAGAUAGGAAUGGUGGCGCACAACCUAUUUACACUCCCUCAUCUCAGCUCCAGCCAGCCAGCCAGCCAAGUGAUUUGUUUAUCUUUUCAUUACUUUGUCUUCGUGGUUCGUUGUCUCUCCCUCUCUCUCUCUCUCUCUCUCUCUCUCUCAGUAACGUUAGCGAGAGGUUUCAUCAGUCGGUUGUUGUUGUUGCUGUUGUUUUUUUACUACUACUACUACUACUACUACUACUGCUACUACUACUACUACUACUACUACUACUACUUUUCUUCUUGUUCUUCUUGUUCCUGAUCUUGUUCUUCUUCUAUUAUUAUCGCUACUACUACUAUUACUACUACCACUACUUCUUAAUUAAGAGUAUUAUUUUAAAAGACACCACCAACAGUAAAAAGGGUGACCAGAUAUUUCAAAUUUCUCAGUAAACGCAGCUACGUAUAUAUUUCUCCCCUGUAAAAUCAACUCCAGGAUGAUCCCAGAGCAGCAACAAGUGGCGUGCUAUCACUACCAGUCAAAGGGAUCACUUCAAGCACCAAGCAACGCAUUUCAGACACUUCGAAGCCUUAUCUCUGCUAGUUUUUACAGACUGUAGUGGAAGUUAUUGGGUUUUUUCAAGGGUGUUUCCAUGAUUUUUGUGAUAGUUUAGUGAGGAUUCUGCGCAUUUAACAGGGUCUGGAGGAAGUUACUGGGUUUUUCGAGAGUGUUUUUAUGAUUCUAGUAAUAGUUAAACAUAUAUUCUGCAUCUUUAACACAUUCUAGUGGGAGUUAUUGGGGUUUUCAAGGAUGUUUUUUAUGACUGAGGUGAUAGUUUAGCAAGAAUUCUGCAUCUUCAACGGCCUCUAGUGAAAAUUCUCCGGGUUUUCAAGGGUAUUUUCGUGAUUCUUAUUCUUCACAAGGAUUUUUCACCUUCAACAAGCUAAAACGGAUACUAUUGGGGAUUUCAAAAGUUCUUUCAUGAAAGUUUAACAAAGACCUGUAUUAUUAACCAGGACAAACACCCGCAAGGAUCCCAUUAAUGAUUUGUGUGGCCUUUGUCAAUGGUCGUCACCAAGGAAACCAAGAGAACCAAGUGUCUCGCAAUACGUGGCCGGGGUCUUAUCGUUUAUCUCAAUGACCCUCGCAUGACCGCGCCAAGAGUAACAGUAGCUCGUGCAUGACGGCCACGGUUUCACUCGACGUCAACGCAACGCCGUGCAAAGUAACUCAAUUGAACUCAGCGCAAGGUAACGCAACCUAACGCAACGCUAUGCAACUCAACGCAAAGCAACGCAACGCAAUGCAGUUCAACGCAAAGCAACGCAAAGCAACGCAAGGCAAUGCAACCCAACGCAACGCAACGCAACACAACGCAACGCAACUCAACGCAAAGCAACACAACGCAACGCUAUUCAACACAACGCUAUUCAGUUCAGUCCAACGCAAUGCAACACAACUCAUUAUAAUCCAACGCAACGCAGCGCAACACAACUGUUAUUCAGUUUAGCUCAACGCAAGGCAGAACAACGCAGUCCAACACAUUGCAACACAACGCAACCCAACGAAUGGAACAGUACCUCAGUGGGUUUUUUUUUUUUUCGUAAGUUUGUGUAAUCCUAGACCAGAGACAGUCUUACAUACAAAAAAAAGUCCAACGUUAUGCCAGUAAACACAACUCAUUGCAGAGAGAGAGAGAGAGAGAGAGAGAGAGAGAGAGAGAGAGAGAGAGAGAGAGAGAGAGAGAGAGAGAGAGAGAGAGAGAGAGAGAGAGAGAAACGAGCAUCUCAUACCAUCUCUAUCCAUCGUCCAUAACCAUUACUGCCACUGAAGGAGGAAGGUGUCCAGGUGAAGUGAAGAGGUGGGGUAAAGGGAGGGUUACCGGCGCUAUCUUAAUUGUCAGGUGAAUCAUACUGGGUACGAGGCCACGGGUGAUAACGGGGAGGUAGCUGGACACCACUCAAUAUUCGCACUUGACUUGUGUUUGAGUUCCCACGGAGACAAUGCGACGGAGAACAAACCCUAUGGAGUCUGCCAGUUAGGGAGGUUAAUCUUUGUUUUCUUCACGCUCAGAGACCUCACGAUCUCAUUGCUGCGGCGCCGAAAAGACUCGGUGAUGUAUGUCAGGGAAGACAAACGUAACAAGUCUCCCCGGCACGACCCACACUUUCCUGAGGUCUAAGUCCUUACCUUCACUCCUGACGAAGACUGAAGCGCCGCUGCGAUGCUCGUGCACACCUUCGUGGAGGACGGACACCCCGAUGACGGCACGAUGCUCUUCCUGCCUCGCCUCGCCUCCGCUCUCAACACCAGCGCCAUCGUGAACGCGAGUGGCAUGGACGGUGUGGCGUGUGAGGCGGGUGACUGCGCUGCUCUCGCCUCCUUCAGCAUGUGCUUGUGGGUGAACGUGUUCCUCAAGAUGCCAGCGAGCACAGUAUUCAGCUACUACAUCAGCUCCUAUGUCCACAACGGGCUGAUUUUCCGGAUGGACGACAGCCACGUCGUCGUGAGCUACAUGACGAAGCAGCUCACACGCUGGGACAGGCCGGUGUUGCCGCGGAUGUGGCACCUGCUGUGCGUGGUGCGUGGCGCCAAUACCACCACCUACACUGUGGACCUCAAAGUGGUCCUCCACAUCAACUCCUCCCUGCCGCUGCUUCUCAACGGCAGCCUGGUGCUCGGCAACGACCAGGACCAGCUGGACGGCGGCUACACCGUCACCGAGGCCUUCGUGGGGCAGCUGGCGUGGGUGGGGCUGUGGGAUCACGCCCUCACCUCGCAGGAUCUGACCGCCGUGCUGCAGUGCCGCCCUGCCCGCCACCCCCCCGUCAUGGACGCCCGCCUGCCUUGGCUGGUGCGCGGGCAGGUCACCACGCGCGAAGCGGACCCCUGCCUGGAGCGGGACGCGCCGGCGUCCUUGGCGGUGGCUGUGCCCUUGCCCUACGAUGGAGCCAGGGACCUCUGCCGCAAGCUUGGUAUGUCCCUCCCGGUGCCUGAGUCCCUCGCGGCCUCCAAGAGGAGCUUUGAGGUGCUGCAGGAGGCUGACUUUAAGCGGUGCUCCUCCAUGCACACCACCUUCAGCAUGCUGUGGCUUGGCGUGGAGCACCGCGCCGCCACGGGGCGCUGGGUGGAUGGCAGCAGCGGCGAAGAGCUGCGCUACAUAUCUGUGCAUCUCAUUAUGCCAGGUAAGGAAUUCUCCCGCGGAGUGCUGCUGAAGUCAGGGGCGUGGAUCGGUUCAUCGGAUGACGCGCGGCAUUGCUUCACAUGCGAGGGCGUGGUGGGCGGCGGUGCCUUUCUGCUGCGGGGAUUGUGUCGCUCGCCUCUCCACCUCUACGCCCGCGCCUUCCCCUCGGGCGGCCUAUACUGGCAUGGCCUGGAGCGGGUGUCAUUGGUGCGGCGUGGCGACGAGUGGCAGCUACGAGAUGACCUGCAUGGGCAGGUGAUGGCUCAGCUGGUGGGUGGCGGCCUGCCGGUGGGCAGAGCCGCCUGGAAUGUAAUGAACACCUCGGCGUGUGCUGAUCCCACCGACCUUUCAGAAACAACCGUGCCCUUGUCCUUCACCCAGUGCGUUGAGGGCGAAUUCAGUUGCUGGGAGGGCGGCUGCAUGCCCAUGGAGAAGCGAUGCUCCCUGACGCCAGAGUGCAACGACAGCAGCGACGAGCGGGGCUGCCAGCUGGUGCAUUUCAGGCCGGGGACACGCCUCCACCUGCCGCCCCACCCCCACACCUUCACGCUGGACAUGGCGCUGUGGUUCUGGAAGGUGUCGCUGGCGGGCACGGAGACGGGCACAGGUCUGCUGCGGGUCCUAGUGGGCGGACGUCUGACGUGGCGCGACAACAGACUCACCUUCCACAACCUGCAGCAGGAGAAGGAUCUCAACGUGGUGGACCCAACGCUGCGUGUGUGGCAGCCUCUCCUGCAGGUGGUGGACGAGGCGCGACUGGCGGGAUCCGUGGAGCCCCUGAGAAAACUGUUCGUAUCCAGGGACGCUGAGGGCACGGUCACGAGUUUUGACGCGGUGUUCGAGGGAAGCGAGAACCGCCUGGAGCUGAUGGUAGAGGUACCGGCCCACGUGUCCUGCCCCUUCAGCUUCUACCGCUUCCCCUUCGACGAGCAGGAGUGCAACGUCACCUUCCUGCUGGCCAACCUCCCCCAGCAGUACGCCCGCUACCACCACCAUCCGCUGUCCUCCGCUCUCGUGUGUCCCCGAAACACGACCAUGACGAAGUUUGAAGUGUAUGACUGCGCGCUGCAUCUCCAGAACGGGUCAAGCGUAGUGAGGCUCAGCAUGAAGCUGCGGCGGUGCUUUACAUACCACUUGUGGGCCACGUUCUGCCCCACGGUCCUGCUGCACGUCGUGGGGUACGGGACGACGAUAGUACCCGCGGAGGACUUGCAGAGCCGCGUGAUGCUGAGUCUCCUGGCCUUGAUGGCCCUGGUGUCGCUGUACUCAGACACGCUGGAGACCCUCCCGUCCUGCUCGUACCUCCGCCUGCUGGAUCUGUGGCUCCUCUUCAGCGUCGCUUUCCCAGCCGCUGUCAUCGCCGUGCACAUGGCCUCCAGUGGGCCAGACAAAACCAACGCCAGCCUCGUCCUGCGCCGGGGAAGGCUGCUCCUGGGUAUUCUUUACUGCCUCUUCGUCUGCGUCUACCUCAUUGUUCUCUACGCCACUCGCUGACUGAUCUAACAUUGACGCAGUACAGAAACUUGCAUCCACAUUCACACCUAGGACCAUAUUCUGAAUUCUGCCUAAUGGUUCUACAUAGUUGAAGUGCCACGGGUUUAAGGGUGUUGUUCUUAUCUUAUUGUUCUCCACGCCUCUCGCUAACAGAGCUAUUACUGACAGAGAAAUUUACAUCCACAUUCACAUCCAGGACCAUAUUCUGAAUUUUGUCCACACCUCGACUACUUUUCAAAGGCUCUGGUUGAAGUGCCACACAGCUUUUAAAGGUGUUGCACCUACUUCGUUGUUCUUCACGCCACUCGCGAACUGAUCAAUUACUGACACAAUAGAGAACAACAUCCAUAGAGAGAAGAAGUAGAGGACAAAUCAUAUUAUCUCCUAUGCAGUCCUUCCAUCUCUUCUUCGGCUCGCCUCUUCUUCUUCUUCCAUGCAUGUUCAUAACUGGCUACCAUUGUCGUGCUAUACAUGAUAGAGAGGUGGCCCACAAGGUACUUAAGCCUUCCAUCACCAGAAUCUCAUGCACAAAACACACUACCCUCCUACGGCUUCUAUACUUCUCUCUGUAAUUUCAUCUCAAGUUUCCUUUCUGACCAUUCCAUUGCUGCUGUGGUAGACGGUCACUGUUCUCUUAAAUCUAUUAAAAAUAGUGUUCCUCAGGGUUCUUUCCUGUCUGUUACUCACUCUCUUCCUUUUAUUCAUCAAUGAUCUAAACCAAACUUCUUGUCCUAUCCACUCCUACGCUGAUGAUACCACCCUGCACUUUUCCACGUCUUUUCACAAACGUCCAACCCUUCAUUAAACAGUUCACGCAGGAAAGCCACAGAACGCCUGAUUUCUGAUCUAUCUAAAAUUUCUGACUGGGGCAGAGCAAACUUGGUAUUGUUCAAUGCCUCAAAAACUCAAUUCCUCCAUCUAUCAACUCGACAUAACCUUCCAGACAACUAUCUCCUCUUCUUCAGUGAUACUGAACUGUCCCCCUCUUCUACACUGAAUAUCCUCGGUCUGUCCUUUACUUAUAAUCUAAACUGGAAACUUCAUAUCUCAUCUCUAGCUAAAACAGCUUCUAUGAAGUUAGGUGUUCUGAGACGUCCUCGCCAGUUUUCUCACCCCCCCAGUUGCUAACUCUGUACAAGGGCAUUAUCUAUCCAUGUAUGGAGUAUGCUUCACAUGUCUGGGGGGGUUCCACUCAUACUGCUCUUCUAGACACGGUGAAAUCAAAAGCUUUUCGUCUCAUUUACUCCUCUCCUCUAACUGACUGUCUUCAGCCUCUUUCUCAUCGCCGCAAUGUUGCAUUUCUAGCUGUCUUCUACCGCUAUUUUAAUGCUAACUCUAUUUUAAUGCUGUAACUCUAAUGUUUUUCUGAUCUUGCUAACUGCAUGCCUCCCCUCCUCCCGUGGCCUCGCUGCACAAGACUUUCUCCUUUCUCUCACCCCUAUUUUGUCCACCUUUCUAAUGCAAGAGUUAACCAGUAUUCUCAAUCAUUUAUCUCUUUCUCUGGUAAACUCUGGAACUCCCUGCCUGCUUCUGUAUAUCCACCUUCCUGUGACGAACUCCUUCAAGAGGGAGGUUUCAAGACACUUAUCCUUCAAUUUUUGACAACCGCUUCCGUCCCUAUUCGUGACCGGCAUCUCAGUGGGUUUUCUUUUAUUUUUUUAAUAGAUUUUUGUUGCCCUUGGCCGGUGUCCGAGAUCCCUUCUUUUAGUGUAACCAAGCCAAUUCAUUUCCCUUUUUUCUUUUGUAUUUUGUUCCCAGAACACUGUAAGAAAUGUUUGCAUGGACACACAGAAAAAGAAUACAGAAUAGGCGGUUGAUUUUGUGUUUUCCAGGCUAGGAAAUGAUCUGAGACUAAUGGAAAAAAGCAAUGCCUCUAGAAAUAUGUACUGCACGUAGGUGAGUAAAGGAGAAUUGGUGCAGCAGUGAGAGUUUACAUCAGCUAAAGUCGUAGGAAGGGACAAACAUACAGGCACAGUGUUCCAAAGGUUGAAUUAAAUGUACAAAUAAAUAUAUGAAA
Messenger RNA from Scylla paramamosain (green mud crab), 6880 nucleotides. RefSeq lists its product as uncharacterized. The transcript has 9 exons. The record is from RefSeq and is a predicted model, not a curated record. Gene Ontology annotation, molecular function: transmembrane signaling receptor activity; neurotransmitter receptor activity; protein binding. Gene Ontology annotation, biological process: nervous system process; regulation of membrane potential; signal transduction. Gene Ontology annotation, cellular component: neuron projection; plasma membrane; synapse. Bases 2410 to 4863 code for a protein of 817 amino acids. Lineage: Eukaryota; Metazoa; Arthropoda; Malacostraca; Decapoda; Portunidae.